GUGGAAGUGUCCUGGGGUCAUGGCCCGCACGAAGCAGACGGCGCGUAAGUCGACGGGCGGGAAGGCGCCCCGCAAGCAGUUGGCCACCAAGGCGGCCCGCAAGAGCGCGCCGGCCACGGGCGGCGUGAAGAAGCCGCACCGCUACCGGCCCGGCACGGUGGCGCUGCGCGAGAUCCGGCGCUACCAGAAGUCCACGGAGCUGCUGAUCCGCAAGCUGCCCUUCCAGCGCCUGGUGCGCGAGAUCGCGCAGGACUUCAAGACCGACCUGCGCUUCCAGAGCUCGGCCGUGAUGGCGCUGCAGGAGGCGAGCGAGGCCUACCUGGUGGGGCUCUUCGAGGACACCAACCUCUGUGCCAUCCACGCCAAGCGCGUCACCAUCAUGCCCAAGGACAUCCAGCUGGCCCGUCGCAUCCGCGGCGAGCGUGCAUAAAGUGGCUUAGAACACUAACCAAUCCUGAGAGAAGCUUUUUAUCAACACAAAGGCUCUUUUAAGAGCCACUCCAUACACAAAGAAAGAGCUGUAAUGCUGUGAUAUUGUAUAAAACUUUAAUGUAGAGGUAAAUAUUGUAUCAAACGGGUUGAUUAAUUGUGGUGAAGCACCUCAUUUUGUCCUACUUGAUACUUGAACAUUAAAUAUGCUGAGCACGA
Molecule: messenger RNA, 648 nt
Organism: Colius striatus (speckled mousebird)
Lineage: Eukaryota; Metazoa; Chordata; Aves; Coliiformes; Coliidae
Product: histone H3
Exons: 1
Coding region: 20-430 (136 amino acids)
Cellular component (GO): nucleosome
Molecular function (GO): DNA binding; structural constituent of chromatin; protein heterodimerization activity
Source: RefSeq, a predicted model, not a curated record